Bursaphelenchus xylophilus (pine wood nematode) is the source of this 1986-nucleotide messenger RNA. The record is from the annotation of a GenBank genome assembly. Lineage: Eukaryota; Metazoa; Nematoda; Chromadorea; Rhabditida; Aphelenchoididae.
AUGUUUGGGGAUCCCCAACAGAAUGUUGAGUCUUGCACGGAUGGAGCGAUUUCCUGGAAAAAGGUGAGUUCUCCAUACAAUUCUCGAAAUGGCUAGUAUCUUUUUAAAAUGGAUGUGUCGGGGCGCUGUACAAAAUAAAUCCGUGUUGUAACCAGCAUUUAAAAAUUUUUUUUGAUUUUCGUACCCCACAUCGCGAUGCAAGCUUCGUCCAACUGCGUUGACGCGGUUUCGCUUGAAAAUUUGCCCACUCCAAACGCUUUUUCGAGGCUUGCACGGGCACGUCAAACUGACAGGGGAAGUAUCCUUUUGCGGCGCUCACGGUCAGGUGAAUUGAUUGGAAAAACGCCAAAAGAAGACGCGAAAAAACUUUUUGUCGGGGAAGAAAUGGGGAGCUUUUAGGACGAGAGAGUACGUUUUUGCGCGUCUUUUCUCUGUCUUCUCUGUGAAUUCAAGACGGAAUGUAAGAAACUAUUCCGGUCACCGGACUCCUUUGUUUGACGGGCGGUGCGCAAAGGGAAACAUCCGCUGUGUGUUGGCGACAAGCGGCGGAAAAAGUUCAAAAUACAUUGUGCAAAAAGCAAAAAAGUGUCCAUGUACUUUAUGAAAAUAGAAAUUAUCAGUCUGACGGUAAAAUAAUGAGCACAAUGACCCUGCGCCGAUUCCGUCGCUGAAGUGAAAAGCAAUUUGAUUUUGCCACGAUACAAUUCAUUUUUGAUGCGAAUUUCACGGCGACAGAAUGCUCAUUAUUUUCCCGACAGACUGGUACUUCCAUUCCAACAAUAAGAACACUUCAAAAGUCUGUUUUGUUCUGAAGUUUCCUCCGAAGGUCCUAUACGAACCUGUGUUUCAGCAAAUCCGUCUAAAUUACUGCCGCAAUCAGCGGCAGCAAUCCGAAGAAUCGAGCGCAAGCUGCAGCUCGAGCGUUACGCAAGCGCCUGAUUGCGAGCUGCAGAAUGGAAACAGCCGGCCGAAGAAGCGUCGCUCAAAGAACAAAGCGUACGAAUUGGACAGAAAAUUUCCGAAUUUUGCCGACUUUUUCCGGUGGUUCAGCCCGGAGAGGAGUCUAUGGGCGGCCGGGACAAUCCAUGAAACAAAGUGCGGAACUCGUCGGGAAUUUUACAAGUAAGCCGGUUCUCAAAAAGUCAUUUUUACCGCGCUAACUUGGCAACAGGGACCCCAUGUCCAACGACCUGAUUUUUUUUUAAAAAUUUGCGUAUACUUCGGGCAUGAGACGCAUAUCAAAUCCAUAAAGCUUGGCUCGCGCUUUCCAGGCCUAGCCGAAAUGUUCAACGAUCUUUGCGGCCCAGAGAGUACCGGAAACGCGGAGAGCAGUAAGAGAAAAAAAAUUUCGCCAAGACUUUAAUAAGUCCGCGCUGGAUUUUUUUGUGGCAACUUUACACUACCCAAAGUCCGCUUUUUUGAACCGCUGGGAACAAUAUCAGAAUGUCGGGAAAAUAAUGGCGGGUCGUCGCAGCGAAAUAGAGGACGUUAUUUCUUAGGUAUCUUUGAUUUCGGCCAUAGCUUUCGUGGUUUUCAUUCUUUUCGGUCGUAGUAAAGUAUAAAUAUAAAAAACUCCGUUUUGGCAUAAAUUGUGAAAUACGAAGUUUUCUGUACUCUUCUCUCAAAUUUUAGUUGCCGUCAAAAAAGCUGCCAGAUGAGCCUCCGAGUUGAUUAUGACUCCCAAACGGAAGAGGUGUUUCUCUUCAAGUCAACAACAACCCAUCAACACGAACUUUACACAAAACAAACUCGACUGGACUUCGAAUUGGUCAAUUUUCUCGAAGCCGCCGUGAGUAGCAAUGAGAAGGCAACGCCAGUCUUCUUGCUCAGGAUGUUAGAGGUGAGGGUUGUCAUAUUUCCUCUAAAAACGCCUAUUUUCAGAAAGAAAAUGCGAAAUCGAAUUUCCGGUUCAAGAUGCCCGUGUUGGAGCAAAUUCGCAACUGGCUGAAGCGAAGGAGGAGAGCCGAAAGAUAUCUCAAUGAAUAG